This is a messenger RNA of Olea europaea var. sylvestris, 1212 nucleotides long. RefSeq names its product zinc finger MYM-type protein 1-like. The coding region runs from base 1 to 1212 and encodes 403 amino acids. Lineage: Eukaryota; Viridiplantae; Streptophyta; Magnoliopsida; Lamiales; Oleaceae. The transcript is spliced from 4 exons. The record is from RefSeq and is a predicted model, not a curated record.
AUGAGUGUUCGUUGGCUAGCACUUCAAAGUUGUUCAUUUAGAGGCAAUGAUGAAUCUCCAUAUUCACUGAAUCGUGGGAAUUUUCUUGAAAUGGUAGAUGCAUUUGGAAAAAUGAAUACAAAAAUAGGAGAAGUUGUGUUGGAAAUUGGGGAUGCAAAGUUUAGUAUUCUUGUUGAUGAAGCUCGAGAUGCAUCUUCACAAGAACAAAUGGCUAUUAUCUUGAGUGUUAGUGACACUACAUCUUUGAAUCUUAAGAAUCAAGUUUUUGAUGUUCUUGUUUGUUUCAACCUUCAAGUGCAAAAUAUGAGAGGUCAAGGGUAUGAUGGUGCUAAUAACAUGCAUGGUUCUUGGAAUGGACAACAAGCAUUAUUUCUUAGAGAUUGUCCAUAUGCAUAUUAUGUCCAUUGUUUUACCCAUCGUUUGCAACUCAUGUUGGUUUCAGCAGCUAGGGAUGUCGUAGAUACUAAUUCGUUCUUUUCAGAUUUGGACAAUGUUAUUAAUAUGAUUACAUCAUCUCCUAAACGCUUCAAUGAGUUGAAAAGUUCCAAAAAAAAAAAAAAAGAAAUUGAACAUUUGUUGGAAAUUGGAGAAGGAGAGACUGGAAGUGGGGCUAAUCAAAUUGGUAACUUGCAACGAGCUAGAGGUACUCGUUGGUCUUCUCAUUACAACUCUGCAAAGAGUUUAAUUGAUAUGUAUGCUGCAACUUGCAAGGUGCUUGAGUAUCUUAGUGAUCAUUCUCCAAAUGUAAGAACUCGAUGUGCUUUGUCAAGCCCUUCAGAAAAAACUCAAGACAUCUUAACUGCUAUGAGAUUUGUCCAUACUACAAAAACCAUCAUUCAAGAAUUGAGAGAAAAUCACUGGGAAAAAAUUCUUGAAGAGGUGAAUUGUUUUUGCUCAAAAAAUGAUAUACAUAUACUUGACUUACAUGGUUCAUAUAUGGUUGGUCGUUCUCGUGGUCGUGAGUAUCCUACCAUCGAACAUCAUUACCACUUCGAUAUUUUUAAUGCAGCCAUAGAUUUUCUAGUGACGGAGUUAGAUGCAAGAUUUAAUGAGACAUCAUUAGAACUCCUUUCUCUCGGCUUGGCAUUUGAUCCGAAAAAUUCUUUUGAAUCAUUUAACAUGGAUAAUAUUUGCAAGCUUACAGAGAAAUUUUAUCCUCAAGAUUUUACACAGCAAGAUAUUUAUAGUUUGAAAGUUGAGUUGCAACAUUAA